Messenger RNA from Cercopithifilaria johnstoni, 462 nucleotides. The record is from the annotation of a GenBank genome assembly. Lineage: Eukaryota; Metazoa; Nematoda; Chromadorea; Rhabditida; Onchocercidae.
AUGCCACAUGAGGAUACCGGUGAAAAAAACUACACAUGUAAGACAUGUGAUAAGCAAUUCAGGCAUGCAAGCACUUUGAGAUGCCAUAUGACGAUACAUACCGGUGAGAAAAACUACAUAUGUAUGGUAUGCGAUAAGCAAUUCGGACAUGCAAGCUCUCUGAAAUGCCAUGUAAGGGUACAUACCGGUGAGAAAAAUUACAUAUGCGAGGUGUGCAAUAAAACAUUCAACCAACAUUCAAACCUGCAUCGACACAAAUUGGCGCACGAAAACGUGCGAUUCGAAUGUAAGCAAUGUGGUAAGAAUUUCACUCGAAAGUAUAAUUUGAAAGAUCACAUGAAAAUGCAUAGAAGUUCGAAUGAAAAGCCGUAUUCGACAGUGAGCUCCUUAGCGUCAUCGAUAGCAGAUAUCAUUGACACCGAAAUAUUUAUACAAGAAAUCAUUGCAUUCACAAGUGUUUAA